AUGGUUGAGAUACAAGGUACAUUCUGUAUUUGUUCAAUGGCCCGUUUCAUUUGCAAAGGGCUACUGCCCACAAGGCCUGUAGCUUCUACUAGGGCUUAUGGCCUUUCUUUCUCAACUUCAUCUCUCAAACCCACCUUAGAUUGCUCAAUUUCAACUUGCCCACAAUCUCCCACAGUCUCUUACCUCGUAAACUCAUGUGGGUUGUCCUUAGAAUCUGCUAUUUCAGCUUCUAAGAAUCUUCAGUUUGUAACCACAGACCAACCAAACUCAGUCUUGACCGUUUUGGAGUCCAUCGGGCUUGGCAAAUCCCACAUCAGAAAUUUGAUAAUCAAGCGUCCGCUGAUACUCCUGGCCGAUGCAAACAAAACCCUAAAACCCAAUGUGGAAGUGUUCGGUUCUCUGGGAAUUUCUGGCACUGACCUCCGGAAAUUACUCAUCAAAGACCCACGUUUUUUUGAAGUGGACGCGCAUUCGACUGUUGAGUUCUUUAGCGCUUAUGGAUUUACUAAAGAACAGAUUUGUAUGUUAACCAUGAAACACCCGCAGUUGUACUGGUACAAUGCACCCAGAAAUUUUAAGCCCAAAAUGGAGUACUUUAAAUCUUUGGGGUUUUCGGAUGCAGAAAUUGUCCAGAGUUUGUUGUAUGUACCUUAUGUUUUGGGUAGGAGCCUUGAAAACACGAUUAUCCCUUCUGUUCAAUUUAUUAAACGUAUUGUAGGCACGGAUGAAAAUGUCUUAAAAGCAAUAAAGGCGAGUUAUCGGCUAUUUGAUUUGGGGAAGGUACGAGAGCCAAACAUUGCAAUCUUGAUAAACCAUGGAGUGCCUAAGCCGUUAGUCUUGAAAUUUAUCACGUCGCGAUCGAGGUCUCUGGUUUUAAAUACUCAUCAAUUUACUAAAGUUGUAGAGGAAGCUGACAAGCUCGGUUUUGAUCCUACAAGUAUGCUGUAUCUCUUAGCUGUCAAUUCACUGGCGACGAUAAACAAAUCACUAUGGGAACGAAAAUCAGGAGUUUAUUGCAGUUUUGGGAUGUCAGAGGAUCAGAUUCUUUCAGCUUUCAUAAGGCAACCCAUGUUUAUGUUGACAUCAGAGAAGAAGAUUAGGAAACUGAUGGGGUUCUUUGUGAAUGAGUUGAAGAUAAUUCCUUCGGUGAUUUCCAAGAGCCCAAAACUUAUGCUGCUAAGCUUGGAGAAGAGGCUUGUUCCAAGGUGUUCAGUCCUACAACUACUGAUGUCAAAAGGUGCAAUUAUUAAGGGGGAUUUUAGCCUAGUCCAUGCACUCGAAAUGACUCAUAAGAAGUUUGAGGAGAGGUACGUGAGCGAGUAUCAGAAUGUGAUUCCUGAAGUUGUUGAGGCUCGUCAGGGCAAGAUUCCGUUUCAAGGUUUUCCCAUUUGA
Messenger RNA from Rhododendron vialii, 1392 nucleotides. RefSeq lists its product as uncharacterized. Gene Ontology annotation, molecular function: double-stranded DNA binding. Lineage: Eukaryota; Viridiplantae; Streptophyta; Magnoliopsida; Ericales; Ericaceae. Gene Ontology annotation, biological process: chloroplast organization; regulation of DNA-templated transcription. The record is from RefSeq and is a predicted model, not a curated record. Bases 1 to 1392 code for a protein of 463 amino acids. The transcript is spliced from 2 exons. Gene Ontology annotation, cellular component: chloroplast.